AUGGGUCGCUUCAACAAGAACAACGGCCCCGCCGCCGAUCGCGCCGUCACGGCCGACACGCUCAGCAAGAGCCAACUCUACUUCAGCUUCGCGCUCGUCUCGUCCCUCUUCUUCGUGUGGGGUCUGUCGUACGGUCUGCUCGACUCGCUCAACAAGACUUUCCAGGACUCGCUCCACCUCACAAAGGCUCAGUCCACCGGACUCCAGGCAUGCUACUUCGGCGCCUACCUCAUCAACGGUCCCAUCUCCGGUCCUCUCGCAAGGAAGUACGGCUACCCCUUCUCCAUCCACGGCGGUCUCGGUCUCUUCUCCCUCGGCGCCAUCAUGUUCUGGCCUUGCGCUGUCUACUAUUCCUACCCAGGUUUCCUCGUCUGCACUUUCGUUACUGCUUCCGGUCUCGCAUGGCUCGAGAUGGCCGCCAACUCCUACAUCACCGUUCUCGGUGCCCCUGACAUGGCCGCCUUCCGUCUGGUGUUUGCUCAGUCCUGGAACGGUGUCGCCUCCGUCCUUGGCCCCAUCAUUGCCGGUCGCACUUUCCUCAAGACUGGUCAGUCGCACACCCUCAACCACCUCCAGUGGGUCUACCUCGGUAUCUCGCUCUUCGGUUGCGUCAUCAACCUCCUCUUCUUCGUCGCUAAGCUCCCCGAGGUCAAGCAGGAGGUCGACGCCGCCAUCGAUGCCAAGCCCGUCUCGAUCUGGACUCAGAAGCACCUCAUCUUCGGUGCUUUCGCAGAGUUUAUGUAUGUGGGCAGCCAAGUGGCUGUUGCGUCCCUCACGAUCAACUACUACGUCGAGCAGCCCGGUCUCAACAUCACCGUGGGCCGAGCAGCAGAUCUCUUCUCGGUCACACUGGCUGUUUUCACGAUCGCGCGCUUCCUCGGAGUUCCCAUUCUUGCAAAGGUCGACUCGGCUCUGAUGCUCUUCAUCUUCGGAAUCGGCUCGGCAGUCAUGUCGAUCCUGGCCGCAGUUGUUCCUGGAGCCGGAGGCAUCGCAUGUGUGAUGCUCAUCUUUUUCUUCGAGUCCAUCUGCUACCCGAUCAUUUUCACUCUCGCGACCUCGAACCUUGGCGCCAACCAGAAGCUCGGAAGUGCUCUCGUCGCCGCUGGUGUCUCGGGAGGUGCUUGGUACCCUAGCGUUCAGGCCACCGUGGCCGACAAGACCAGUACCCGCAAGUCCUUCUUCGUGCCUAUCGUCGGCUUCGCUGUCGUGGCCUGGUACGGACUCUACAUGCACAUGCGCGGCUGCAAGCAGCAGGGCUACUGGAGCUGGCGUAAGCUCGACAAGCAGACCGCCAUGGCUGUCACUGCUGCCCACCGCUCCGACUCGGACAUCGAGCAGGACAGCUCCGAGAAGGAUGUCAAGGUGUCCACUCCCACGUACGCCUCCGUUCCCUACCAGCAGUAA
Molecule: messenger RNA, 1404 nt
Organism: Moesziomyces antarcticus
Lineage: Eukaryota; Fungi; Basidiomycota; Ustilaginomycetes; Ustilaginales; Ustilaginaceae
Product: MFS general substrate transporter
Exons: 1
Coding region: 1-1404 (467 amino acids)
Biological process (GO): transmembrane transport
Molecular function (GO): transmembrane transporter activity
Source: RefSeq, a predicted model, not a curated record